Pelobates fuscus (common spadefoot toad) is the source of this 3254-nucleotide messenger RNA. It is a transcript of the gene ACOX1, whose product is annotated as acyl-CoA oxidase 1. Gene Ontology annotation, molecular function: FAD binding; fatty acid binding. The transcript is spliced from 14 exons. The coding region runs from base 36 to 2021 and encodes 661 amino acids. The record is from RefSeq and is a predicted model, not a curated record. NCBI's taxonomy places the organism in Eukaryota, Metazoa, Chordata, Amphibia, Anura, Pelobatidae. Gene Ontology annotation, biological process: lipid homeostasis; fatty acid beta-oxidation using acyl-CoA oxidase; very long-chain fatty acid metabolic process. Gene Ontology annotation, cellular component: peroxisome.
GGUUCCUCUGGCCACUUCCAGGUGACAGUUCAGCCAUGAACCCAGAUCUGAGCAGAGAGCGGGCUGCAGCCUCAUUCAACCCAGAAACCAUCACAUACAUCCUGGAUGGGUCCCCAGAGAGAACCAGGAGAAGGAGAGAGAUUGAAAGUCUGGUGCUCAACGACCCCGAUUUUCAACAUGAGGACCCCAAUUUCCUGUCUCGCAGCGAACGCUACGAAGUGGCCAUUAAGAAAAGUGCACAAAUGAUACAAAAGAUGAGGGAGCAUGGGAUAUCGGACCCUGAAGAAAUCUACUGGUUCAAGAGAACCUGCCUGGGCUCACAGACUGACCCUCUUGCCUUACACUCUAGCAUGUUCAGAGACAUGAUUGAGAAACAGUGUAACGUCUCUCAGAGAAUGAAAUGGCUACCACUUGUCCGAAAACUACAAGCCAUUGGAACGUAUGCCCAGACUGAGCUGGGUCAUGGAACUCACUUGCGAGGUCUGGAGACCACUGCCACCUAUGACCCUUCCACUCAGGAAUUUAUCCUCCAUAGUCCUACUGUGUCCUCAAUCAAAUGGUGGCCUGGAGGCUUGGGUAAAACCUCAAACCAUGCUGUGGUACUGGCUCAAUUGUACACUCAGGGCGAAUGCAAGGGUCUUCAUGCCUUUAUUGUACCUAUCCGUCAGAUGGGCACCCAUGAACCACUGCCAGGUGUAGAAGUUGGAGAUAUCGGCCCCAAAUUUGGUUUCGAUGAAACCGAUAAUGGGUUCUUGAAAUUUGAUAAGUUCCGGAUCCCACGAGAGAACAUGUUGAUGAAAUAUGCACAGGUAAAACCAGAUGGCACGUAUGUGAAGCCAGUCAGUGACAAGCUGACAUACGGUACCAUGGUGUUUAUACGCUCAAUGAUUGUAGGAGACUCUGCGCGGAGCCUGUCCCGUGCCUGUACCAUCGCCGUCCGUUACAGUGCUGUGAGACACCAAUCUGAGAUCAGAGCUGGGGAGCCAGAACCACAAAUCAUGGAUUUCCAGACUCAGCAAUACAAGCUAUUCCCAUUACUGGCCACUGCGUAUGCAUUCCAAUUUGUGGGGUCUUACAUGCAUCAAACAUACCACAGGAUUACUGGUGACAUCCAACAGGGUAACCUGAAUGAGCUGCCUGAGCUUCAUGCCCUCUCUGCUGGCUUAAAAGCCUUUACGACAUGGGUGGCCAGCGCUGGCAUUGAAGAGUGCAGGAUGGCAUGCGGUGGACAUGGUUACUCCCGCUGCAGUGGAAUACCCGAUAUCUACGUGACCUUCACUCCAGCUUGCACGUAUGAAGGGGAGAACACUGUAAUGAUGCUUCAGACAGCCAGGUUUCUGGUGAAGAGCUACAAUGCCGCUGUCUCUGGUGAACGCCUUGGUGGGAUGGUCUCUUACCUCAAUGAUGCCUCCUCACAGCGUGUGCAGCCCCAGCCCCUAGCAGGCCGAUCAUUGGUAACUGAUAUCAAUGACCUAGACAUGUUGGUAGAGGCCUACAAACAGCGAGCAGCUUGGUCAGUUGCAGGUGCCUCUAAAAGAGUGAAUUCUGAUUUGAAAAGAGGAAAGCGUAAAGAAGAUGCUUGGAACAAGAACUCUGUGGAUCUGGUGCAAGCAUCUCAGGCUCACUGCCAUUAUGUGGUAGUAAGACUCUUUACAGCCAAGCUGUCUGAACCACAUGAUGCAGCUGCUCUUCGCAUCUUGAGUUCUCUCUGUCUUCUCUAUACUCUGCACGGAAUCAGCAGGAACAGCGGGGACUUCCUUCAGGCUGGCCUUCUCAGUGCAUUGCAGAUAGAGCAGGUCCACCAGAGAGUCAAGGAUCUCCUGGCUGUGAUCCGACCCAAUGCAGUCGCCCUGGUGGAUGCAUUUGAUUACACAGAUGCUCAGCUGGGUUCUGUGUUGGGGAGGUACGAUGGGAAUGUCUAUGAAAACAUGUUCGAGUGGGCCAAGAAGUCACCAUUGAAUAAGACCCAGGUGCACCCAUCAUACCACAAGUACCUCAAACCAUUGCAAUCCAAGCUGUGAUUGGUCUUCAAACAGCUCACACCGGUAGAAGAGUCUGACUACUUGUAAUAUUCUGAGUUCUGUGUCUUAAAAAUGAAAUGGAAUCAUUCUACCAACUGCUACAAAAUUAUCUUAAUUGAUGGGAGUUGGGUAUACUGUAAAAUAUAUUCUUGAGUCCCAUUCGAGAUCUUGCAACUUUUGUGCGUUGCAAACUCAUGUUGUCUUGUCAAUGUAAUUUAUCCAGAUUAUCCAGCUUUGUAACCAUCUCUCACUCAGAAGCUGUAACAAACUAAUUCAUGGGUUUUCUUCAUUGCUAUGGCAAACAGUUGGGUACCAGUGUGAGCUAGUUCCAUCAAGAAGCUUGUUUCAAAUUUGGAUUUUUGAAUUUGGACCUUCUUGAUUUCAAAGACUGUCUGUGAAACACAGUUGGGGCUAUUUAGUGAAAUGUGAUUUGUGGAAAAUGUAAAAAUUCUCCAGCUAUUAUUCCACUUAAAGUAACAGCUACACUAAAGCCCAUCUGUAGAGUGAGUGCUUUGUGAAUCCAACUUUACCAUCAUAGGAUGUGUUUAGGGCACAUGUGUUUGUACCCAUUCAACAUGCUAACUGACCAGUUCAUUCAUUUAACAAAGGACAACUGGAGGAACCUGACAAAUGAUCUAGUGCUUAGAACUCUAUUAACUAAGGAACACACAAAACAUUACUUUAUCAUUGAUCCAUAGCCAAAAAAUAUGUACUGCUCUUAAGAUGUACUUGGGUGAGCAACACUACACAUUUGGUGUUAUUUACUAAAGAGAGAAUUCAGACUUAUUUUCAUCUCUAAGGUCAAAAAGGAAAAAAGUCUCAGACUGCUGUGCUACGAGUUCAGCUACUGUGGCCUUAAAUUUGAAAUCACUUUGAAUUCUCACUAUAUUUCAUAACCAUGUUUCUUAUGGCACUUAGAAUGUUAUAUAUACAUUUCCACCCAGGUACUCGCUCAUUCCUGUCCACUCGUUUUUAGGCAUGGAAAUUUGUAACUAUGCAGCCAGUGUAAUGGAUAGGAUAAAUAAUGUUCUCCUAACUCAUUAUUAUUUUAAUAUUUCUGUACUGACCUUCACGAUGCUUUAAGGAUGAAUGUAGGAAUAACAUGGGAAAUGCAGAGUGAUAAAGUAUGUUAGAAUUACAGACUAGAAAAACAAGGUGAUAAUUAGACUUAAAUUAAGUGUAAUUAAUCCUGUAAUAAUGUAUUACUCUGUCAAUAAACCUCACUGAUUUCUU